UCAACUCGGUUUAAAAAAGGAAGAUCUCCAUAUCAGCUAAAAGAAAGUUGUUGCAGUACGCUUCAGCUCUGCAUUUUCGGUUGGAGGAGACACACCAAUUUUGCCGUUUUGGUGGAGCAGCAUUGUCCGGCAUGCGCAACACUGGAAAGAGGGGAGAGAAGAAAACCAGAAGAAUAGAGAAAGAAGAGCGGUUGUGUGGUGUGUCUCGCGAAGUGUAAUGUGAUUAAGAUCAUAUUUCUUUGCCAUGGAAAUCCCAACACAAGAAAUCAAACAACCAUAGUCACAGUCCACACCUUCUUCAAGCUUUUGUAUCUCUGCCACAACACCAAUCUCUCUGCGAACCAUGGACCAAAGCACAUUGGGUGUUAUUCCCUUCUCCGGAAGUUGAUUGUGAAGUUUUCCCUAGACUCAGCGGUGCCCCUUUUCAACAAAGUCAGUUAACGACAGCAUUGUUGGGUUUGAGGAAAAGGUCGUGGUGGUCUGGGCGGUGGGUUCCCUUCUCCUGAGGCCAUCUCCGUGCAUAGGCAGAGGGUGGUGUUGCGCCGUCGGUUCUACAGUUUGUUUCUUUAUCGAAGACCUUGCCAUGGAGCAUAAAUGGUGGCCUAAAUUAAAUGCCGAAAGAAAAAUGGUAUGAAUGAGUACAUUGAAGAGAACAACAGAGAAUCUAAAAGGGCAAUUUUACUGAAAGGCAAAGAAGUGGAACACAAUUGCUGGAAAAUGAUAAAAAUUAUUCAUAAUUUGAAGGUAGAUGAUGGAGAUAAAGUUCAUGUUGUUGUGACGGAAACAUUGGAAGCUGCUUCAAUGGGUUCUAUGUGCGAUAAUUAUGGAGACUUUAACAUUGAAGAAAUACUAAGUGAGCAUCACACUUUGAAGAAAAGCAAUGCAGAGCUGGAGGGACGAAUUGCCAAACUUGAAUCAGAAGUAAAUUUGUUAAAAGAACUUGUUAGAAGUGGAAGUUGUGUAAUUGCAGCAGAACAGGAUCCUUCCGUUGAGGUAGAAGGAGUGGAAAAAAUAAAAUCUUUCAAUAUAGAUGCUAUGAGUUGUUCUAUGUCUGGUUCGAUGUUGAAGAAAUUGUACUUGAGAUUGUACAAUUUUUGUGUUCAAAGAUGUUCAUUAACUGAGGGAAAGCGAGUACUGGUGAGUAUGUAUGAUGGGUAUUUGGAGCGUAAUAAUUUGCAGUCACUGAAGUCAAGGAAUUGGGUUGAUAAUAUGGUUGUGUACUUUGCUGCAAAAUUCUUCAUGGCAAAUGAGUUAGAAAAAGGUGUAGGAAUUAAGCGUUAUAUUUUUACACCACGUUUUUCGGAUAUUGUUGUGGCCAAGGUUGGAUGCUUCGGAACAAAGUCUGUAGGCAAAUGGACAAUGAAGGAGUUUAGUUGCUUGGCCACGAAUAGAAACACUCCAAUUAGUUUAAUUUGUGGUUGUGAUUUGGUCUUUGUACCCACCAUAUUGAAUAAGCAUUGGUAUUGCUACGUGCUUCAUUUGGAGGAUAGAAAAAUAUUUGUGUUGGACUCCUGUCGUGAUACUUCAACCGAACGAGAACGUGUGGACGAGGCAAUGAAAGAAAAACUUCAAGAACUUUUUCGUUUGUUGUUGCCAACAAGGACAAUUGUCGAUGCUGAUUUUGAACUUAUAUAUGAUCCGCUCCCUCAACAAAGAAUGAUGUGUGAUUGUGGUAUAUAUUUGCUCAAGUACAUGGAGUUGUGGGAUGGAAUCAAGAGUUGGGAUGGAAUGCACAUGCCCGACUUUACUGUGGAUGAAAUUCAACAGUUUCGUAGGGGACUUGUCUGUCAAUGGGUCUUGCAUCCAUUAAACGAACACAAGACAACUACUUUGAUGUCAGCAAACUUGGUAGAAGAUUUGUAUUAUGAUGAACAAUUUGCAUUAUGAUGCACUUAUGAGUCUGAUUAGGGGAUUUAGUGUGAUGGGAGUACGAAUAACAUGCUCACAAGAAGAAGAAUGUCGUUAGUUGUGUUGUAAUUGUGGUUGUCUAACAAAAAUAACAAGUCAGAGUAUUGUGCGUGUUGUGAUGCACAAUUUGUAGCAGGGUCAAAUGUGGUAAUAUUCAGCCUUGAUUAUGAUGUUCCAACCUUGUAUUAGGUUCAUAUGUUUGUGUUUGUUGAUAACGAGGGUUGUAAGAUUUCAUCACAAGUUAGACAAAUUUUUGUAGUUUUA
Messenger RNA from Vigna angularis (adzuki bean), 2172 nucleotides. RefSeq lists its product as uncharacterized. Lineage: Eukaryota; Viridiplantae; Streptophyta; Magnoliopsida; Fabales; Fabaceae. The record is from RefSeq and is a predicted model, not a curated record. Gene Ontology annotation, cellular component: nucleus. The transcript is spliced from 10 exons. Bases 631 to 1887 code for a protein of 418 amino acids. Gene Ontology annotation, molecular function: deSUMOylase activity. Gene Ontology annotation, biological process: protein desumoylation.